CACAGAUGCAGAGACACGCAGGGUAUCGAAACUGAUUUCAGAUCGGUUCGUGUUUCACAGAGAGGGGUCUGGGGUCUCUGCUUGAGCAGCUCUGGGAACAGAUAUAAACGCUGCGCGUGCACGCGUUUACAGAUGCGGACUAUUGUAACAUCAUUACAGAAACUAACGUUAACCUCAUGGGGGAAUCUGAGACGAGGAAGUUCGUAAGAUGGAAAGAGACGAGCAGAAUAACUCGGACCGCAGAGGACAUCAUUACAGCCUCUGAUGAGAAUCAGAACAAACUGCAAGAAGCAGAGGGUAUGGACUUGGAAGCCGUUAAACACGACUCAGAGAACAGGAACCCUGAAGAGAGGUCUCCAACAAACACCAAGAGCCAUAGCUGCUCUCAUGGCAGUUUCUCUGGGGUUGUUCCACCUGGGCCUAGUCCUUCUCUUCUGGCUUCCCUGCAGUCCCUCAUUGAGCACAAUGAUCACAUGCUCCUCCCUCAUUCCUUACACCAGAUUGCGGAGGGCUACUUCCUUGAAAAGGACUAUCAGUUUGCAGUGGAGUUUCUCCGUCUGGAGAAACUGUAUCAUGAAAGACUGCUGUCUAAUUUGGCCUCCAUACAAGAGAAAUGGGAGUCCCAGAGGAAAAUCAGCGUCCAAACCGAAAGGGACUCUACUUUAAUUGCUAAUGGAACUGACAGAGAGAGAGAGCAUAUGGAAGUGUUGAGUCAUAUCUGCAGAACACACCAGAGACCUAACCUUGUUUUGGAAAAGAACAUGGAUGACAUAAAACAACACAACAGCCCAACCCUUGUGACAGCACGCAGAAGAUCAAAACAAGAACAAGCUUCGGUGAACUCAACCGAGAGAGAAAACCGGGCGGACGACUGCUCAUGGCCAGAAGCUGAACAGGAGCCAGAAGAGGACUGUGAACUGAAUGAGGAGGAGGAGGAAGACGAGGAGGAAGGUCUUGAGGAGGAUGAGUACUGGAAUGAGGAGCUGCAGGAUGACACAGUCAUUGACGGCCAGGGGCCUGUGGAUGAGCUGGCCAAACUUAUUCAGGUAGAAGAGAUGUUCUCCUCCGAUGGCUUAGUCUCUAUUUUAAAGAAGAGAGUCUGCAUCAACAAAAAACAGAAUGACUCGCCACCAAAAGACACAACCAAACGCAGGGUCCGUUUUAGAGAACCAGACGAUGCUUACGAUCAAGAUGAGUCGCCCAGAAACUCUUGCCUCAUCCUUCUCAUCUUGUGCGUGGUUACCGUGGUGAUUAGCAUGGGUGGGACUGCUCUUUAUUGUCUCGUUGGAGAGGCAUACUCAAACAUGUGUGCCGACUUCUCGCAAAACAUGGACUUUUACUUUGGACCUGUACGACGAGGAGUGGACGCUCUCGCACAGUGGCUCUCUUCGGAUGCAUCGUAGCAGCUAUUUUAUGCAGUGGAACUCUUUCUUCUUAUCAUUUCCAAUGAUAAACAACAGUAUUCCUCUUGCCAUAAUAUGCACUAAUGCACAUUACCAGACUGGCCUUAAUAAAUGUUGCUUUAGUGAGUUUAUACAAAUCACACAGGGCUUCCUAAUGCAUAAAUUUGUAUAAAAUAUUUAAUACUGGUACAAAAACAAGCUUAAUACUGAUGGUCGUAAUACACCACUGCCAUUCUUCAGAUUAGUAAUUACAUGCAUUGAAAUGCCUUUGGAGCCAGUAAUUAUGUUUUUUGUACAUUUUAGUGCUCCAAGACACUACAUUCCAUGCUUAUCUUUGUAUUUAUGUUUUUAUUUUGAUUUUUCAUUGGUGCUAAUCAGUGAAAAUCAUACAAUAUGAAUGCAAAUAAGCAUAAAUGAGUGUAAUAAUUUGAUUUUGAAUGACCUGAGAGUGAGCAAAUUGUCAGUAAGUUUUCAUUUUUGAUGCAUUAUUGCUUUAACUAUGAAAAAUAAUUUAUCAAAUUGGCUUUAUGAUUGACAUAUAAUGAAUAGCACAUGAACAGGCUGAAUAGUAGAAUAAUGAUAAUCGGUCGUUCUGACCUGAUUAUGACAGCAGGUACAAAAUAAAUAUGAAAUUUCUAUAAUCGUACAGUAUAAAAGAAGCAAUCAAUAAAUUUGUUUAAUUACAAAUAUGAUUUUUGUUCAGCAAUCAAAGUGAGUGUACAUUUUUGUGUUAUGAAUAAUCUGGGGGAUAUUUUAGUUUUAAAUAUUUUAAUAUGCUCAGAACCAGAACUCUGUUUCACUGUAUGUUUUUCGGUUUAUCCUUCCCAAGUAGUAUACAUUAGAUCUCUGAAUUAUGACUGGAAAUGUGUUUUUUUUUUCAUAUUUUAAAAGUGGUUUAUGCUGUAGCUCUGUGUAUAAAAAUAUUGGAUUGGUCCUCUGAAUGGCAGAAAAGAUGACGCUAUUAUAAAUGGAUUUGGCACACAUAAUAAACCCAUGUUGAAGUA
Messenger RNA from Labeo rohita (rohu), 2407 nucleotides. It is a transcript of the gene cnstb, whose product is annotated as consortin, connexin sorting protein b. Gene Ontology annotation, cellular component: transport vesicle; trans-Golgi network; plasma membrane. The record is from RefSeq and is a predicted model, not a curated record. The coding region runs from base 177 to 1403 and encodes 408 amino acids. The transcript is spliced from 10 exons. Gene Ontology annotation, biological process: positive regulation of Golgi to plasma membrane protein transport. NCBI's taxonomy places the organism in Eukaryota, Metazoa, Chordata, Actinopteri, Cypriniformes, Cyprinidae. Gene Ontology annotation, molecular function: connexin binding.